This is a messenger RNA of Gigantopelta aegis, 5904 nucleotides long. RefSeq names its product importin-4-like. Gene Ontology annotation, cellular component: nucleus; cytoplasm. The record is from RefSeq and is a predicted model, not a curated record. Gene Ontology annotation, biological process: protein import into nucleus. The transcript has 29 exons. Gene Ontology annotation, molecular function: nuclear import signal receptor activity; small GTPase binding. NCBI's taxonomy places the organism in Eukaryota, Metazoa, Mollusca, Gastropoda, Neomphalida, Peltospiridae. The coding region runs from base 59 to 3307 and encodes 1082 amino acids.
CUCGCCCUCCUGAACAUGUUUGACUCUCCAGGCUGGGAGAUUAAUAAAUCAACUAAAAAUGGCAGCGUCCUUAGAGCAAAUUCUCCUCAAACUUUUAGAACCCGAUAAUACUGUAAUACAAGAGGCGACACAGCAGUUGAAGGAAUUUUUCAAGGAGCCAGAUGCUUUGUCAGCAUUGUGUCAAGUUCUUGCAGCAUCACCCACUGCUCAGGUACGACAGUAUGCAGCUGUGUUAUUGAGAAAAAAGAUACACCGAGUGAAGCAGUGGAAUUCUUUACCAAAUGAAGUAAAACAGAGCAUUCGUGAAAACAUCCUGCAGCUGUUUGUUGAUGCCAGAGAACCAACCGUUUCGAAUGCUUUGUCUCAGCUGAUAGCUACUAUUGCGAAGCAUGACCUUCCCACAAAUGAAUGGCCACAGCUCUUUGAAUUUAUUCUCACCUGUACCAAGGACCAGGAUGUUGCCAAAAGAGAGCUGGGAAUGUCGUUGCUGUACACUGUGACAACAGUGGCCGGGGAGCAGCUGAAGCCACAUCUAGUUUCGGUGAUGACGCUGCUGUCAGAAAUGCUUGAUGAUACGCAGAGUAAACAAGUUCCUUACAAUGCUAUCAGAGCAAUGACUGAACUAGCUUUCUUUAUUGGCGAUGAAGAAAAGAAAUAUAUACAAGAUAGAAUUGGACGUAUACUAGAAGUUAUCCAGCCCUUGCUGAUACAGAAUGAGGAUAAAGCAUGUGAAGCUCUUGGUCUGUUUGAUGAGCUGCUGGAGUCCGAGGUGUCAAUUCUUCUUCCUCACAUCAGGACGGUUGUCGACUUCUGUCUUCAGGUAACGGCAAACAGUGAUUAUGGAGAUGCCGUGAGGGUCAAAGCCAUGUCCAUAAUUAGUACUCUCGUCAAACUAAAGAAAAAGUCAGUGUUGAAACAAAAGCUAGUGGAUCCCAUACUGCAGGUCUUGUUUCCAGUGAUGUGCUCGAUUGGUGAGCGAGAGAAAAAUUUAUCCGAGGCGAAUGAUGAUGAAGAGGAGACGAGCACACCGUGCCAGUAUGCUAGUCAGGUGAUUGAUGUUAUGGCUCUACAUCUUCCUCCAGAAAAACUGAUUCCUCCAUUGAUGUCGAUGGUUGAGACGGGACUUGAGAGCGGAGACGCGGGUCCGCGCCGGGCUGCGUACAUGUCGAUGGCAGUAGUAGCUGAGGGCUGUGCUGACUACCUGAUGAACAAACAUCUGAAUGACAUAUUAAAUUGUGUGUGCAAGGGACUUCGUGACUCGGAACCACUUGUCAGAAAUGCAGCAUUGUUUGCACUUGGCCAGUUUUCAGAACAUUUGCAGCCAGAUAUUAGUAAGUUUGCUUCUCAACUGCUUCCUGUACUGUUCCAACACCUCCGACAAGAGACACACAAUGCUGACAAAAAUCCACAUGGUCUCACGAAGAGCUAUUAUGCACUUGAAAUGUUCUGUGAAAAUUUAGGUAAAGAAAUCUUGCCGUUCCUGCCGAUUCUGAUGGAGCAUGUUUUAUCCAUCCUACAGACAGCGACGACAGUCCGAGCCAAGGAGUUGGCAAUUAGUGCUAUAGGAUCCACUGCAUGUGCAGCAAAAGAAGAUAUGAUGCCGUAUUUCCCACAGAUCAUUGAACUUUUCAAAACCUAUUUAAACAAUGAUGAGACUGAAGACAUGAUGCAGUUGAAAGUACAAACAAUAGAGUCCCUGGGGCUGCUUGCUAGGAAUAUUGGUGUUGAGAACUUCCGUCCACUGGCCAAUGAGUGCAUACAACUUGGCCUCAAGCUGCUCGACUCCACAGAUGACCCAGACCUCAGAAGAUGCAUCUUUGUGAUGUUUGCAGCCAUUUCGAAUGUGAUCAAAAGUGAUAUGGGUGAGAGUCUGGAGAAAAUGAUAAACUACAUUCUGCAGUCGAUCAAGUCAAUGGAGGGCUUCACGCCCUAUUACAAGGAGAAAGAAGCAGAGUCUGUAAUAAAUGAGGAGGAAUUUAAGGAAGAAGAAGAAGAUAUUGGUGAUGCAGAUGAUGAAGAAGAUGAUCAAGUGGAAGGGAUUAGUGUGAUGAACUCGUAUCUUGAUGAGAAAGAAGAUGCAUGUGCUGCACUUGGUGAACUGGCUGAAAACACAGGAGCUGCCUUCCUGCCACAUCUAGAGAAAUGUUAUACUGAGGUAGUUGGACUUGUCACUUACCCUGCGUCAAACGUCAAGAAGGCUGCCAUCACGACUUUGGCCCAGUUCUGUACUUCACUGCAUGCGUUCCACGCUCAGACACCGUCGCCAGACUCAGAAACCGCCUUGAAGACGAUGUUGGUGGCCAUUAUUCCGAAAUACGUGAGCAUCAUCCGCGAGGAUGUGGACCGCACAGUGGUAAUGGCGGCGGUGGACGCCCUACAGGACAUACUCAACAAGAUUGGUAUGCUUGUUUUACAGAUAACUGAGGCAACUGAUGUCAUCUUGUCCGUUGUCAAGGAGAUCUUUACACACAAGCUGGCGUGCCAGGACCAGGAUGAGGAAGAUGAGGAGGAGCAGCAGGCGGAGUAUGAUGGGAUGCUCAUAGAGUCGGGGGGCGACGUUCUGCCCGUCAUGGCGCGCAUCCUGGGAGGCGACACGUUCCUGCCGUUCUUCAGCAGCUUCAUCACAGACUUGCUCAAGAGACUAAAGCAGACCAGUUCGACGUCUGAGAAGUCGUUUGCUGUGGGCACCUUGGCCGAGACCCUGGAGGCGUGUGGGUCGGCGUCGGUCGUGUUUGUGGAGCAGCUGUAUCCCGUGUUCCUCAAGAUGGUGCACGAAGAAGACGAGGAGGUCCGCAGUAACGCCGUGUUUGCUCUCGGGGUGCUCGUGUCAAACAGCGGAGAGAAACUGCAUUCUCAGUAUCCAGUGGUGCUGAAGGUUCUGUUUGAUAUUCUAAACAAAGAAACUGAUGGUAGAGUUCAAGACAAUAUAUGUGCUGCCACCUGUCGAUUGAUAUGGGCCAACAAGUCUGCUGUCCCCCUUGAACAUGUGAUUCCGGUAAUAAUGAAAUGUCUUCCUCUCAAACAAGACUUAGAGGAGAUAGCCACUGUGUAUUCAACUCUGAUUCAUCUCUAUGGGGAAGGUGAGAAAGAGAUGAUGAAACAUGUCCCUCAGCUACUGAGCUCAGUUGCACACAUUUUAGGAACUGAACAUGUGAAACAAGAUGUUCAAAUGUUACUGAUACAGUUUGUUCAGAAUAUUCAAAGAGCAUGUCCCGAAGUGUUCCAGCAAGUUAAGAGUCAACUCGGGCCUGAGCUUGGAUCUAAACUGGAUGCGUGCAUAUUCAUUCUCAGUGGAAGCCCUACUUGAUGAGAGUCUUUCCCUGUUGGUGCGCUGGGAGUCUCCCUGUUGAUGCACUGGGAGUCUCCCUGUUGAUGUGCUGGGAGUCUCCCUGUUGAUGUGCUGGGAGUCUCCCUGUUGAUGUGCUGGGAGGCUCUCUGUUGAUGUGCUGGGAGUCUCCCUGUUGAUGCGCUGCUUCUCUGCUCAGCUUGCUAUUCAUCAGCUUUGAGUGACUGUACUUGCGUGAAAAUGUUCACAGUGUGACAAGAAUUUGCUUAUAUGCAACUGUGCAAUGCUAAUUGUUAUUUAUUGAAGGUCAGCUACAUGGUUUUAAAUGAAUGCAACUGAACUAUUAUGUCAUGCACAUUUGUUUUUUUGUUUUUUUUUACUGCGUUGAGAUGUGGACAAAAAAAGCCUUAUGAUGGUUGUUAUUUCUUUAUUUGAUCAAUAUGUCACUGAAUACAUCCCAGGAUUUUUAGUUGUCAGUCACUAAAUACAAAUUAAAAAGUUUAAUUUGUUAAUUAUAUAUGUUGUAGAUCUACUGCCAUGCUGACUGACUGGCUAAGUGAAACUUGAACGUGGCUACAGAUGUAGUUUGAGCUAAUUUGCCAAAGUGCUAAUAAUUUUUGGUUCCCAGCAUGAAGACAUGUAAUAAUAGAUUUUUAAAGGCCUGGCAUUAUGGAUUACAAAGGGGGGGGGGGGGGGGGGGGGGGGGUCGUACUGGACAAUAAAAGAAAACUAUAUUCACUGAGUAUAUUAAACCACCAUUAUACCACCAUCAUGUUUUUGUAGAUUUGUGGAAGAGGAAUUUUUCAUAAUCCUUGAUUUUAUUUGACUGGAUAAUAAAAGAAACUUAUAUUCACUAAGGAUAUUAAACCUCACCAUUGUACCACCAUCAUAUUUUUUGUAGAUUUAUGAUAGAGGAAUUUAUCAUAAUCCUUGAUUUUAUUUGACUUGAAGUAUAUACUGGGUUUGCAUCUCUCUUCAGUUAAUAUAUCAUUUUGCAAAUGUCUCAGAAGCUACUGUUAAUUAAAAAAAAAAAAAAAAAAAAAUUGAUUUCUACUACAUAGCCAUAAUUCACUUAUAAAACAAAAUAUAUAUGACGAAAUACUUUUCGGGACAAUUAAAUGUACAUGUUUUGAGGUAACAUUUUGCUGGAUCAUUUAGUAUAUCUGCUGCCUGCGCUACUAUACCUGCAAAGACUACUAAAACAGUACUAGAAUUAUGGAAUGAAUCUGCUAGUGGCUUGGGCUAUCACUACUAAAUGACAACACCAACCCGUGCAGCUGCCCACAGCAAUCGGCAAUACUAUGGAGACUUGUCAUAGAAUUUUUAAUUCUCCAUGGCACUGGUUUUCAUCUGUGGACUAUAUUUGAUUUUUUCCAUGACAUGUUUUUUGCCAUGGACAUUUUCUUAAUUGCAGGGGUUGCAUCGAUCACCAUUAAUGGACAUACUGGACUAAACAUAAUUUUCCAUCAAUUAUCACUGAUGUAUGUUAAUUUUUAACAGUACAAAGAAAGUGAACCAGUCAACUAUUACAUUAUGUUAAUAAUAGAACUGACUACUUUAAAUAGUUUCUUAUCUUUCUAUUAAAAUUCUAAAUUCUGUUCAAGUUGUUUUUGUUAUAAACCUUAUAAAGAGUGCAUUACGGGUGCAUUUUUCUCUUACCUAAUAAAUUAAGAUUUUAUUUACUUUUUAAAAAUUUAAUAGUUGCUACAUAUUGUUGUGAAUACUAGGGAAAUGUUAAUUGAAAAACAUGUCUUAGCAUGUCUUAAACUAUUGCAACACAUCAGAUGUACCAUGGAUGUAACAGAAAAUCUUAAGAUCAUAGCAGUAAUAUAUAUAAAUGUUACUUUAAAAACUUAGUGUUAUUAAAAAAACUUUUGAAGUUUUUCAAAUCAUGUCUUUCUGUAGUGAUGUACCAGUACUCUAUCUUCAAAUAUCUGAUCAGUGGUGUAUAGUACUGUGACAUCAUGAUAUGCAAGGAAACCCGAAACUAUUUUUUCAUUCACUGGUGUGAUGAGUCUGUCAAAACAUUUCUUUCAGUAUCAGCCAAUGUUGACACCAAGAACCAAUGAAGUUUUCUCUCCUGAUAAUCUGGCUAGUAACAGUUAAGAUAUUGAUUCUUUAAUAUCAAUAUUUAUCAUUCAAAUACAGCUAACUUUAUGAAGCCUGUUUUUUCUUAAACACAGGUGUUUAAGCAUUGUAAAUGUAGGUAGUUAUAUAUGUGUUAAGAUGAAAAUAGGCUUUGUAAAUUCGGCACCUUAAUGUUGUUGUUUUUUCAUUUAAACCAAAGUAUUCCUUUUCAAAAUAAAUAUUUUGCUUAAAAUGGAUGAUUAAUUCUGUUUUGAAAAAUAGCCACAUGUAUAUAUAUUUAUUUGAAUCCUUUUCAAAAUAAAUAUUUUGCUUAAAAUGGAUGAUUAAUUCUGUUUUGAAAAAUAGCCACAUAUAUAUUUAUUUGAAUUUGGAUCCUUUUCAAAAUAAAUAUUUUGCUUAAAAUGGAUGAUUAAUUCUGUUUUGAAAGAUAGCCACAUAUAUAUUUAUUUGAAUUUUGGAUGCAUUCUUGUUGAACCACCUGAAACCUUGUUGACAAUUGUUACGUUCCAAAUAAAUAUGCAUUUAGUGAA